AUGCCUCCAACUAGCGCAGCUCCAGCAGAGAAGAGCUCUUCAGGAUGGGCUUUCAAUCUCAGAACGUCGAAAGUCAGACAUACUGACCGUGACUUGGACGACUCUGGUUCUGAUUCUGAUUCUUCCUCCGACUCUGGUGUGGACGAGAGCCGUAUGCUUGACGAUUUGGACAUUUCUACGAGAAAGGAGACCGUUGUCUACAAGCCGAACCCGUUCAGCAUUGCCAAAAUUAACGCGGCUGCUCGCAGCACAAAUCGACCGUCUUCGAAGAAUGAACCUUCUCGACCUAUCAAACCUAUGAACGCUAGGAGGAAGACUAAUGGGUCGAUAGUCGACGGGCUGAAAAAACAGUCAGAGAAAGCAAAGUCCAAGUUUCGAAGGUCUUCUCCUCAAGCCAAUGCUACGCCAUCUACUGUUCGUCCUUCAUCUAGAGACUCCGUGCAUGAACAUGUCAAUACUCCCGUCAUUCUGCCGAAAUCAUCGACCAAGCCUCAAGUACACCCAGACGAUACGCAUAUAUACAGUGAUAUGGCCCCUGGUGCUCCAUCUGCCUCAAAAACAACCUCUUUUCCAACAGGGCCUCCAGUCAGUCCCAACGCACUCCCUUCCUCACUACGUCCUUCUCAUAUACAAGCCGUGGAAACACAUAUAACUCGCGAUCGUCCUUUUAACUCUCAUGCUUUAUCUCUGCCAGGAGCUUCUCCUACUGAUGCUGUUGUUCAUGUUCCUUUUCUCGUCGACCAGGAUAGCCCUGAUGCUCAGGUAAGGGCUCCAGAGUCAAUCUAUGCUCGUCCUCAGCCUCCUCGCGCCUUUCAAACUCAGCGUCCUAUCGCCAGCUACUUCUCCUCUCCCGUUUCGCGGCCAGACAUAUCAUUUUCCCCUACUAACAAUGCUUCCUUAUCUUCUCCUCUGCCUAUUGUUGCUCGUCCAAUACGAUCAAUUGCUCGACCUCAGCCUCAGCCCUUCUUUGCCCCUCGUCGGAACAUACUUCAAAGGACACUCGUUAAUACGGCACCACAUUUUUCUGUCCAUGCUUCACCCAAAUUACGGCUGUCCAGACCUCUUGCGCCAGCAGUACCUCAGCCAUUUCGUCCUCCCACGCCUGUGCCUAUUCGCUUGCUGCCUACACCAGCCUCCCCCCUCCUGUGCAUAAAUGAAGGCCCUCGAAGGCCGGAUCCAGAAGGAACUUCGCCCCCUCAUUUUGCCUGGAAUCCGCCUGCCAUUUCCGGUCCUUAUGCGAAUCCGCAACCCAAGGCACCCGUCUCUAACAAAUAUGCACGUAUCCAGCCACAAAAGGCAACGCAUCUCACCAUCACCCCCGAGGUCAACUGCCAGACCGAAUGCAUACAAGUUGUCUAUAGAUCCUGA
This is a messenger RNA of Desarmillaria tabescens, 1368 nucleotides long. RefSeq lists its product as uncharacterized. Lineage: Eukaryota; Fungi; Basidiomycota; Agaricomycetes; Agaricales; Physalacriaceae. Bases 1 to 1368 code for a protein of 455 amino acids. The transcript is spliced from 2 exons. The record is from RefSeq and is a predicted model, not a curated record.